AUGGCAGCCCGCCCAACCCGCCUGCUCACACGACUCGUCCGCCAACCGCCCCGCGGCCCGCAUCCUCGCACCACCUCCUUCCUCGCUCCACCCUUCGUCACCCCCAAGAUCCGGCCCGCGUCUCUCCGCGCCGCCCACUCGAUCCCUCGCCCGCCCAGGAGGACGACCCCCGAGGCGCAGCCCGGCGCGCCCGGCGACGCUCCCACCAGCGAGGGCCGGCCACCGCCCCCGAACCCUGCGUACUACCAGCUGUCCUUCACCUGCCUGCCGUGCGGCCACCGAUCGCACCACAACGUCUCCAAGCAAGGUUACCACACGGGCUCGACCCUCAUCACAUGCCCUGGCUGCCGCAACCGACACGUCAUCAGCGAUCACUUGAACAUCUUUGGGGACAGGAAAAUCACCGUCGAGGACUUGAUGAGGGAAAAGGGCCGGCUGGUGAAGCGCGGCAGCCUCGGGGAAGACGGCGACAUUGAGUUUUGGCCAGAAGAAGAGCAAAGUGCUCGGCAGGGCGGCUCGGGGAACAACGCCGUUUCGGAUAGAGAAGAUCAUGCAAGGUGA
This is a messenger RNA of Ustilaginoidea virens, 561 nucleotides long. RefSeq lists its product as uncharacterized. The coding region runs from base 1 to 561 and encodes 186 amino acids. The record is from RefSeq and is a predicted model, not a curated record. Gene Ontology annotation, biological process: protein stabilization; protein folding; protein import into mitochondrial matrix. The transcript has a single exon. Lineage: Eukaryota; Fungi; Ascomycota; Sordariomycetes; Hypocreales; Clavicipitaceae. Gene Ontology annotation, cellular component: mitochondrion. Gene Ontology annotation, molecular function: protein-folding chaperone binding; zinc ion binding.